AUGAGUUCUAAACUCAAAGCUAUUCGAGCUGGACAUCGUGGUGCAGUCACGAAAUUACUGAAGCGAGUGAGCGGAAAUUUCGAUGAGUUAUUAAAGGAAUACGAUGUCAAUGAAAUUAUGUCAAUCAGGGAAAUGAUACGGAAAAAGGAAACAGUUAUCUCGGAACUCAACGACAAAAUUGUGGAAGAAAUUUCGGAAGAGGAUAUUCAAGAAGAGAUAGAAGAAGCCGACAGGUAUGAAUUUGAUAUUCAAAUUACUUUAACAAAAUUAACAAAAGUAAUCCGGGAAGCAGAUAACACAACAUCUAUGAAACAACAACAAUUAAACCCGCACGCCACAGAAUUUACAAUUGCAAACAACCAAAUAAACCCGACUCCAGUAAGUUUCACGCCAGCAAAUAAUUCUUCAUCUACAUUUUCAAACUCCAGUAUGUACCAUAAAUUACCAAAGCUUACCCUACCCACGUUCGGAGGAAAUAUACUGGAAUGGCAGCCAUUUUGGGAUUCCUUUUUUGCAGCAGUUCAUGAAAAUUUGUCCUUAAACGACGUUCAGAAGUUCAACUAUUUAAGGUCUCAAUUGUAUGGAGAAGCAAGCCAGUGCAUCUCAGGAUUACAAAUUACGAACACAAAUUACGCUCAAGCCAUACAUGUAUUGAAACAGAGAUUUGGUCAACCCCACAAAAUUGUGAAUGCCUAUAUGCAAAGCCUUAUUAGUCUACCCAGUCCAUCCGCGAAUAUUAGAGAGUUAAAGAACUUUUACGACAGUAUGGAGAAUUACAUUCGAGGUCUUGAGGGAAAGGGACAAACACAUGAAUCGUACGGGAGCCUUCUAGUACCAAUUAUCUUCAAUCAAAUUCCCAGAAACAUCCGACAAAAUAUGGUACGCGUUAAUGGAAAUGAUAGAUGGAAUUUACAGUUGCUACGUGACGCAAUUCAGCAUGAAAUUACUAUCCAAGAAGCAGGUCAGUCCGUAAGUUGUUAUGAAUCAGAAUCAGAAAAACAUCUACGUCAGCAUUGA
Mytilus trossulus (common blue mussel) is the source of this 1017-nucleotide messenger RNA. RefSeq lists its product as uncharacterized. The transcript has a single exon. Bases 1 to 1017 code for a protein of 338 amino acids. NCBI's taxonomy places the organism in Eukaryota, Metazoa, Mollusca, Bivalvia, Mytilida, Mytilidae. The record is from RefSeq and is a predicted model, not a curated record.